Molecule: messenger RNA, 3885 nt
Organism: Onychomys torridus (southern grasshopper mouse)
Lineage: Eukaryota; Metazoa; Chordata; Mammalia; Rodentia; Cricetidae
Exons: 9
Coding region: 1-3885 (1294 amino acids)
Biological process (GO): proteolysis; virion assembly
Molecular function (GO): RNA-DNA hybrid ribonuclease activity; aspartic-type endopeptidase activity; nucleic acid binding
Source: RefSeq, a predicted model, not a curated record
AUGGGACAAACUGUCGCUACGCCCCUGAGCCUCACUCUUGACCACUGGUCGGACGUAAAAGGCCGUGGCAACAAUGAAGGAGUCAUCAUCAAAAAGAAUAAAUGGACCACCCUCUGCGAGGCCAAAUGGCUGAGCCGCCGCCUUAUCGCGCGGCACGAGCCGCGCCAGCCGCGGGACCGGAAACAGGGACGCCGGCCAUCGGAGGGGCAGCAGCCCCUGAGAGGAUGGCAACUAGCAGGAACACAGGGGGGACCCCGGCUCCCUCACCCAUCGCCGGUCGCCUUCGGGUCCGCCGGGAUGACACCCCCCUGGAAUCCAAGGCCUUUCCCCUCAGAGAAGGGCCUGGCCGCCACCUCCACUUUUCCCCUCACGCGCCCAAAUUGGGAUUAUACCACCGAUGAAGGUAGGGGACACCUACGUCUCUAUCGCCAGUUGCUCUUAGCGGGUCUCCGUGCCGCUGCCAGGCGGCCCACUAAUUUGGCCCAGAUCGGGGGGCAACCCGUAACCUUCCUAGUUGAUACGGGGGCCCAACAUUCGGUCCUAACCCACACUGGAGGCCCCCUCAGUGACCGUUCCGCUUUGGUCCAGGGGGCCACCGGUAGUAGGAGAUACCGGUGGAGGACUGAAAGAAAAGUCCAAGGACCCACGGUCACGGGGCCUGGGGGAACCCCUUUGCAAGUCCUCGCCCUAAAUCUGGAAGAAGAAUACCGCCUUUUUGAGCCUGAGCCCCCGGAAGAACCACCGGGUGAGAUGCAGGACUGGCUAGACAGGUUUCCACAGGCAUGGGCAGAAACAGGAGGCUUGGGGCUCGCGCACGACCAGCCGCCCCUUGUCAUUUCAUUGAAGGCCUCCGCAACUCCAAUCUCAAUCAGACAGUACCCCAUGUCUCGGGAAGCGCAGGAGGGGAUUAAACCCCACAUCCGGCGGCUAAUAGACCAGGGAGUGCUCAAACCCUGCCGAUCUCCCUGGAAUACUCCCCUCUUACCCGUCAAGAAACCAGGUACGGGGGAAUUCAGACCGGUCCAGGACUUAAGGGAGGUCAAUAAGCGGGUGGAGGACAUACACCCCACAGUACCUAACCCCUACAACCUCCUCAGCACCCUCCCACCGACCCAUACUUGGGACCCAGAAAUCGGACUUUCAGGACAGCUGACCUGGACCCGGCUCCCCCAAGGGUUCAAGAAUAGCCCAACACUCUUUGAUGAGGCCCUCCAUGCAGAUCUAGCCGGAUUCCGGGUAGAACACCCAACCUUGACUCUGCUCCAGUACGUAGAUGACCUCCUCUUGGCCGCCAGGAGCCGGACCGAAUGCUUGGAAGGAACUCAGGCUCUGCUGACCAGGCUUGGGGAAAAGGGCUACAGGGCCUCGGCCAAAAAGGCCCAGAUAUGCCAGAACAAAGUUAUCUAUCUGGGCUACACCCUGGAGGGAGGGCGAAGAUGGCUGACCGAAGCCAGAAAAGAGGCGAUAGUCUCAAUCCCCCCUCCCAAGGGCCCUCGGCAGGCCUUACUGCUGGACACCGACCGAGUGACCUUCGGCCCCACAGUUUCCCUCAAUCCGGCCACCCUACUACCCCUGCCUACCUCCUCGGGGGAGCAUGAUUGCCUCCAGAUCCUGGCAGAAGCGCACGGCACCCGUCCAGACCUGACCGAUCAACCAUUGAAGGACUCAGACUAUGUCUGGUUCACGGACGGGAGCAGCUUCCUCGAGGAAGGGAUGAGAAGAGCAGGAGCAGCUGUCACCACUGAGUCUGAGGUGGUCUGGGCCUCGCCGUUGCCGGCUGGAACAUCGGCCCAGAAAGCGGAGCUGAUUGCACUCGCCCAGGCCCUCCGGAUGAUCGGGGACUCCGUCUGGGUUCGGCGACAUCAGACCAAAAAUUUGGAACCACGGUGGAAGGGACCAUACACCGUCCUGCUGACCACACCAACUGCUCUCAAGGUCGACGGGAUUGCUGCCUGGACCCCUCUCCCAACCCUGGGGUCAGGGUCCCCUCACCAGGUUAAAAGGCUCACUUGGCAAGUUAUAUCCCAAACCGGGGAGACCAUAUGGUCAACCACAGCCAACCAUGCCCCCCACACCUGGUGGCCACCCCUAACUCCCGAUAUUUGUCAGCUGAUAGCGGGCCUGGACGCUUGGGACAUUGCUCAUUUGAGUCACUCUGACUUCCCGGUUCGCACAGCCCGGUCAAUCAGGCCUGGGGGAGGACGGGGCCAUGUCCCACAGAGGGGACCGGGAUGUAUCAAUGCAAACACCCGUUGUUCCUUGUCCACUUAUGACUUUUAUGUCUGCCCCCGUGAUGGCCGCAACCGGAAGGAGGCCCAUAGAUGUGGGGGAUAUGAGGAAUUCUUCUGCAAACAAUGGGGAUGUGAGACCACCGGCGGGGCCUAUUGGAAGCCCAGCUCUAGUUGGGACUUGAUAACGGUGUCUAAAAAUUAUUCCAGCCCCAACAAAUGUACAGUCAGCACUGAGGGAACUGUCCCCUUACCAAUUGUUAUCUCUUUCACUGAAAAGGGCAAGGAGGAUAGAGGAUGGCAGUCCGGGCAUACUUGGGGACUCAGGUUUUAUAUGACAGGGUUUAACAAAGGCCUGACCUUCAAAAUUCAGCUCAAGGCAGAAACCACCCCCCUGUCAGUUGGCCCCAAUACAGUCCUCUCAGAUCAGAAACCCCCAUCCCAGACGGGACAGGGUAAGCAACUCCACACUCCCACUAUGUCACCCAAUAUGAAUGUUCCCAACAUAACUGCAGCCCCAACAACUGCGGCCCCCGCCAGGACCCGCCUAGGGACAGGGGAUCGACUCUUUGGUCUAUUGCAAGGAGCCUAUUCCACCCUAAAUGCCACCCAGCCUGACCGAACUCAGGAAUGUUGGCUAUGUUUACUCUCUCUCCCUCCCUACUAUGAAGGGGUAGCAAUACAGGGCCCGCAUUCCCAGCUGGACACCCCCCCAGCUCGAUGCCUGGGAGAGACCCAACAUAAGAUGACUCUGUCAGAAGUAUCUGGACAGGGACUAUGCCUGGGGAAUCCUCCCCCAUCCCAUCGUAACCUCUGUAAUACCACUAUGACCUCGGGAACCGGAUACUCCAUUGGUCCUAAUGGAACUUACUGGGCAUGCGACACGGGACUCACCCCCUGUGCAUCCUGGUCAGUACUACAAGGCAAUGAAUCCAGCUUUUGUGUAUUAAUUGAACUGUUUCCCAGGAUAACCUAUCAUGAGCCUGAGGACAUUUAUGCUCAAUUUGAGAUGAGACCUGCCCGAACCAAGAGGGAACCUAUGUCCCUGACCUUAGCCGUUAUGUUAGGAGGUCUCACUAUGGGGGGAAUUGCGGCUGGGAUAGGAACAGGAGCAACUGCCCUAGUUGAAACUCAAAACUUCCUGCAGCUCCAAGCCGCCAUGAACCAGGAUAUACAGGCUCUGGAGGAAUCUAUAAGUGCCUUAGAAAAGUCCCUAACCUCUCUCUCUGAGGUAGUACUCCAGAAUCGUAGGGGACUGGACAUCCUGUUUCUACAGGAGGGGGGACUAUGCGCCGCUCUGAAGGAAGAAUGUUGUUUCUAUGCUGAUCAUACAGGUUUGGUCAGAGAUAGCAUGGCGAAACUCAGAGAGCGGUUGAAGCAGAGACAGAGAUAUUUUGAAGAACAACAAGGAUGGUUCGAGGGAUGGUUCCACAGGUCCCCAUGGCUCACCACCCUCAUAUCGACCAUCAUGGGCCCCCUACUGAUUCUUGUGCUUAUUUUGAUGUUCGGCCCUUGCAUUUUAAACAGACUCAUCCAAUUUAUUAAGGAGAGAAUUUCGGUGGUUCAAACUCUGGUACUAACUCAACAAUAUCAACGACUCCAUCAGUCAGAGACUGAACCACCACCCCUGGCCCCUCACCUUUAUGCAUCCCAAUAA